Postia placenta MAD-698-R-SB12 is the source of this 1155-nucleotide messenger RNA. RefSeq lists its product as hypothetical. The record is from RefSeq and is a predicted model, not a curated record. The coding region runs from base 1 to 1155 and encodes 384 amino acids. Lineage: Eukaryota; Fungi; Basidiomycota; Agaricomycetes; Polyporales; Adustoporiaceae. The transcript has 5 exons.
AUGAAUGGUUCGACGGUGCGGAUAGGGCGCUGGAGGCAGAAGACGGGGCCGGGGUACUUGCGCGAGAGGCUGUUGACGUUGACCUCCUCGAUGUCGAGCCCAUUGUCCUUAUUCUCGAGCGAGGGAGUCGAAGCUUGGGCAUCGUUGGCGGGAUGGCACCCUGCUAAAAUGGAAAAGGCCCUUAUAACAGCUGUCAGUAAAAUCCUCCUUCGCAGUUCCAGCAAAAUGAGCUACCUCCGUCGCCAAUGGUCCGUCAGGACGCCACGCGUGGCAGCGACCCAACGUUCGAAGAUCGCAAUAGCAGCCAGGACGAGGCAUGCCCCCGCAAUGGCACCAUGGGAAGAAGGCAUUAACGUCUUGAACAAGAGAUUGUCUCCACCGGUGAAGUGCAGGUAUGGGGUCAUCAUCAUCAUGUCCAUAGUGGACAUGCUAGUGGCGGUCGCCGCAGACGAAGCGGCCGUCGAGGUAGGCAUCGACAUCGACAUUGACAUAUCCAUGGCUAUAGGCUUGCAAGGAUGGAGCAAUCCAGAGAGCGAUCGCUGGGACUCGACAACUAUACAAAAGCCGCAUGACCAGAAGCAUCAAGAACAGGCAGCGACUCCACAAGCAAGGAGCGGAGUGAAGAUCUUGAUGCGAACGAUAGGGCUGACGAACGAGCGCAAUGUCGUUGAGGACCUAAGUACAAGGUGUCAGUGGUCGACUCACCUUAGCUGCCUGGGUAUCAAGAGGAGGGGAAAGAACAAGAUGGCUCAUGAGAAAAGUCUGAGGGAAAUGAGCCAAGCGUGCACGGGACGCGGGGCCCGUGUGUCAGCGAGAAAGGCCGCGAAGCAGGCAUGUAAAGAAAGCGAGGGGGACGAGGAUGACGACCGAGGAUGGUCAAAGGCCGCACCGGGCGCUGCACAGACGAGGCAAUUGUGCGCAGCCAAUGGCAAUUUGCCGCAACCAGGGCAGGAAAUGGCACGUGACCUUUCGCGGCUGCCGAAUUGGAGCCUAGGGUCCCCUGCCUCAUCCUUUCGUUUCCUCGAUACCGACCUUUGCGACCAUGUUACGGGUUGUGGUCAGAAGAGUGCCUCUAGCCGUCAGUUUGGCUCGUGCGGGGCCGGCACCUCGCCUCAGGGCUACCCUCCCGCGCUCCGUAGCCGCCGUGCGCUAUAA